Messenger RNA from Neogale vison (American mink), 2850 nucleotides. It is a transcript of the gene ARFGAP2, whose product is annotated as ADP ribosylation factor GTPase activating protein 2. The record is from RefSeq and is a predicted model, not a curated record. Gene Ontology annotation, biological process: COPI coating of Golgi vesicle. Gene Ontology annotation, molecular function: GTPase activator activity. Bases 72 to 1634 code for a protein of 520 amino acids. The transcript is spliced from 16 exons. NCBI's taxonomy places the organism in Eukaryota, Metazoa, Chordata, Mammalia, Carnivora, Mustelidae.
CCGCCUUCCCCGCUGCGGAUUGGCCCGGGACAGGACCCGUCGGUCGCGCUGGUGUCUGGGAAGGAGAGAAAAUGGCGGCGGAACCGAGCAAGACAGAAAUCCAGACUCUUUUCAAGCGGCUUCGCGGAAUUCCGACCAACAAGGCCUGCUUCGACUGUGGCGCCAAGAAUCCGAGUUGGGCCAGCAUCACGUAUGGUGUUUUCUUGUGCAUUGACUGUUCCGGGGUGCACCGCUCCCUGGGCGUCCAUCUCAGCUUCAUCAGGUCCACAGAGUUGGAUUCCAACUGGAACUGGUUCCAGCUGAGGUGUAUGCAGGUCGGCGGAAAUGCCAAUGCGACAGCUUUCUUCCGCCAACAUGGAUGUACAGCCAGUGAUGCCAACACGAAAUACAAUAGCCGAGCUGCCCAGAUGUACCGGGAAAAGAUCCGGCAGCUGGGGAGUGCAGCCCUGGCGAGGCAUGGCACUGAUCUUUGGAUAGACAAUAUGAGUAGUGCUGCCAGUCACUCCCCGGAGAAGAAGGACUCUGAUUUCUUCACGGAACACUCUCAACCCCCUGCCUGGAAAGUACCAGCCCCAGACCCAGCAGAGACGCAGCAGCUAGCCCCAUCUGCAGAGAUCAGUAGCCUGGCACAGCCGGAACAGGGCCCCAAUAUGGACCUGCUUGGCACCUCACCCAAAGCCUCUCUGGAACCGAGAACCUCCCUCAUUGGCAAGAAGAAGCCAGCUGGAGCUAAGAAAGGGCUGGGUGCCAAGAAAGGCCUGGGGGCCCAGAAGGUGAGCAGCCAGAGCUUCAGUGAGAUCGAGCGGCAGGCCCAGGUGGCGGAGAAGCUCCGUGAGCAGCAGGCAGCUGAUGCCAAGAAGCAGGCCGAGGAGUCCAUGGUUGCCUCUAUGCGCCUGGCCUACCAGGAGCUCCAAAUUGACCGUAAGAAGGAGGAGAAGAAGCUACAGAAUCUGGAAGGGAAGAAGCGAGAACAGGCAGAGAGGUUGGGCAUGGGCUUGGUGUCCCGCAGCUCCGUCUCUCACUCGGUGCUGUCUGAGAUGCAGGUGAUCGAACAGGAAACGCCCGUGAGUGCAAAAUCCUCCCGCUCGCAGCUCGACUUGUUUGAUGAUGUUGGUACUUUCGCCUCUGGACCCCCGAAGUACAAGGACAACCCCUUCUCCUUGGGGGAAAGUUUCAGUUCCCGGUGGGAUACAGAUGCUGCCUGGGGUAUGGACCGGAUGGAGGAGAAGGAGCCAGAAGUGACCAUCUCAAGCAUCCGGCCUAUUUCAGAAAGGGUCACAAACAGAAGGGAGGUGGAAAGCCGGAGUUCAGGCCUCGAGUCCAGCGAAGCGCGCCAGAAAUUUGCAGGAGCCAAAGCCAUCUCAUCGGACAUGUUCUUCGGGAGGGAGGUGGAUGCUGAGCACGAAGCCCGGUCUCGACUCCAGCAGCUCUCAGGAAGCAGUGCCAUCAGCUCUUCUGACCUCUUCGGGGACGUGGAUGGGACUCAUGGAGCAGGUAGCGUAUCUUUGGGCAACGUGCUCCCCACGGCGGACAUUGCCCAGUUUAAGCAGGGUGUCAAGUCUGUGGCCGGGAAGAUGGCCGUGCUGGCCAACGGUGUGAUGAACUCUUUGCAGGAUCGCUAUGGUUCCUACUGAUCCAGGCGCCACGGCUCAAGCAUCUGGUGGCAAUAGCUGCAAAACCCCCAUGAUUCCAAGACCAGGGGUGCUUGCCUUGUGGAAGCUGGGGAGGAAUUGUUACUUUAUGUGUUGUGUGUGAGUUGGGUGGCUUUUGAGUAUCUCGGGUGAGGGGGGGAUGGGCAGUUCCAGCCUUGACCUCUGCCUGUAGACUGAGCCCUGUAAUUCUCCUCCCCUCACACCCCUGGCCCAUGUGCUAGACACUGUCCUUUGAUCCUGCCCCCCCCACCCCCCAACCAAGCUGCUGCUCCCUUGUCUGGCCACACUGGGAGCGAGGGGAGGAGUUCCCUCAGGCGAGCUUCUGCUGGGUCCAUCCCUUCCCCAAGUAGGGAAAGUGAGACGUAUAAGGCUUUUUUGCCAGCUCUAGGAUCCUUCCAGGUUGUCCGGCGUUUGGCCCUCCUCCUCUGGAACCCGUGGGCAGGUCUAGAAAGAGUUCUGCUGUGGACCAGCCCCCAGGGGAGGGAGGCUCUGGACUUGCUGCUCUUGCUGCUCCAGUGGCCUCUUCUGCUGCCAGGAGAUGGCAGGGGAGGGGAAGGACCUUCGUCCGGGCUUUAUUAAGGGCUAGAAACUUGACCCAGUACCUAAAGGUUUUACUUGGGGUCAGACUGGAGGCCCGAGUGGUCGUGUCCUGUCUCACCACCCCUUUUUACAGUGAUCACUUGAGGGAUUCUUCUCCUGAGUGUCUCGGAGUCCUUCCAUCCCACCCGGUGUGGAGCACAGGCCCUUCUGUCCCUUCUUCCCCUGCUUGGUGGCCAUGCUGGGUCUCAUCUGCCCUGUGCCCUGCUCCGGGUGCUGUGAGCGUAAUGCUGGCCAAGGAAGCAGAGGGCAUGAGGGACAGAAACAGGCUUUGGGGGCUCAGCUUUCUUCUGUAUCAUCCUGGUCUUAAGGGGGGCCUGGGCAGCACCCCCCCAGUGAGAGCAUGAGGCACCGAAGAAUUGCAGGCCUUGUCCCCUGGCCAUGCACUCUGUCAUCCCCGGUGCCCUCUCCCCCUGCUGUGCUGCGUGUUUGGGCCCACCCUGCCCGCUGGGGGACGGGGGAUGGGCUCCUAAGCCACACAGACCAUUCUUCCCUUGCCCCCUCCCCCAAAGGGACUUGAUUUUCUUUCUGGACUGUUUGUAUUGAAACAGAGUGGUGUCAAAUAAAUCCUUGGCAGGGCCCUGGGCCGCUCUUGGUCUGA